AUGUCUCCCCCUGGUAUGCUCUGCGUUACUAUGCAGCCGAAGCCCGAGCUGCCUGCUGCACAGUUCCACGAAUGGUACAAUAACGAGCACGGUCCGACUCGCCUCCGUCUACCACAGAUCUUCACCAACGGUCUGAGAUAUCGAGCAAAUGACGGCAAGGAGCCGACCUACCUCGCAGCGUACGAUGUGACUGCUAUGUCGCAUUUGGAGACCGAGACUUACACGACCUUGCGAGCGAACCGAUCCCCACGCGAGGCUGAAACAAUUGGCCAAGUCCAAGUCACCAGGUACUUCUGGGACUUGGUCGCGGAGAAGCAAUCGCCUCUCUUCUUGCCCAUCGAGAAGUUGACCAACGACGAGGCUGAGGGAACCGUGCUGGUGGUGGUACAGCUUGAACUGAAAGAGGGGGCCGACGCCGAGGCAGAAGUCGUCAAGUGGUACAAGGAGGAGCACUUGGACAUGCUGUCCAAGGUUCCUGGCUGGCUGCGCUCACGCCUCUUCAAGACUUCCAGCCUUGAGACCGGAGGUCCUACGUACAUCUGGGGCUUGCAUGAUUAUGCCAAGGAGAAUGGCCUGGGAGGCGAGGAGCACAAGGCCUCCAUGGCAACUCCAUGGCGUGUGCGCGUCACCGACAAGUAUGCGAACAUCAAAGACCGCAGAUCCUUCUCUCUGUUCUACGCCUUUGGGCCCGCACCUAGAGACCUUUCGUCACUAUCUCAGCUGCCUGCAGCGACGUCAUCGUUCAAGGCCGCGGACGCGAAGACAACGACGACCAAUGACCCAAAGCCCGUCAUUGACUCGUAUGUAACGACCGUGGACGGCUUGUCUAUACCCUACCGACUUGAAGGGAACCCGGAUCCCAAGGCCCCAGUGAUUGCUUUCUGCAACUCUCUCCUCACGUCACUGCAUAUGUGGGACAAAUUCGUCGAGAUCUUGAAGGCCAAGAGGCCGCAGUACCAGAUUCUACGAUAUGAUACAAGAGGGCGGCACGCAAUCCCCUCGCCUGUUCCAGUCACAUUGGAUGCGGUUUCCGACGACCUCAAGUCCAUACUAGAUGCUCUUCGCAUCCCAAAGCUCGACACCCUGAUCGGCGUCUCUAUGGGUGGAGCUACUACACUGAAGUAUGCCCUCAAGUACCCUGAGACACUGAGCAAGUUUAUUGCGUGUGAUUUCAACGUUGCCUCCAGUCCGGCGAACACGAAUGCAUGGAAGGAGCGCAUUGCCGUGGCAGAGUCAAAGCUCGAAGAUGGGUCCCCUGGCAUCAAGAAGCUGGCUGGGCAGACGGUCGAGAGAUGGUUCCAUCCCGACUCCAUGAAGAAUGACGAGGUAGUUCAAUGGAUGACAACUCAGGUGGCCACCAACGACAUCGAAGGUUUCCGAUACGGGUGCCAGGCUCUGUGGGAUUACGAUAUGAAGGCCGAAAUGAAGAACUGCCAAGUCCCAGGUCUUUUCGUAGUCGGCGAAGGGGAUGGAAAAGGAGCGCUUGUCAAAGCAAUGGAGGGUUUCAAAGCAAACCUGGGCCAGAGUGGCGCAGAACUUGCGAUUGUUCCAGCAGCCGGCCACUUGCCCAUGUGUGAAAACCCGGAUGGCUUCUGGACAGCUGUUGAAAAGUUCAUAUAG
This is a messenger RNA of Neoarthrinium moseri, 1620 nucleotides long. RefSeq lists its product as uncharacterized. The transcript has a single exon. Bases 1 to 1620 code for a protein of 539 amino acids. NCBI's taxonomy places the organism in Eukaryota, Fungi, Ascomycota, Sordariomycetes, Amphisphaeriales, Apiosporaceae. The record is from RefSeq and is a predicted model, not a curated record.